UCUGUUCAAGGUCAUGCAGCUAAGUUUGCAGCAAACACCAUCCUAUAGAGCAGAUCGGACGAUGAGAACAUGCUAGCUGACUCUGACACAACAUCAGAACUCUCAGCCGACAUACAAAAUUUUUCAUUAUUUAUUAGCUCAUGGAAUGUUGGAGGCAUUGCACCACCUAACGACUUAAAUAUGGAGGGCUUGCUUGAUACUCGAAACAACUUGGCUGAUAUUUAUGUUCUCGGGUUUCAAGAAAUUGUACCUCUGAAUGCUGGAAGUGUUAUAGUGCCAGAGAACACAAUGUUAUGCAUGCAAUGGAAUUCUCUUAUUAGAACAGCUCUGAACAAGAUAGCUGUCAACAACAUCAUCCUUCAGAAGGUAGAGGAAGAAGAAAAUCAAAAGGUUUACCCACCAAACAAAGAGAGUUCCUCACAUUUUGAAUGCAUAAUUAGCAAGCAAAUGGUGGGAGUUUUUAUUACCAUAUGGGCGAGGUCUCCACUCCUUCCAUAUAUCAGGCAUACAAGUGUCUCCUCUGUAGGCUGUGGUAUAUUUGGCUACCUCGGAAACAAGGGUUCAGUGUCGGUUAGAUUUUGCUUGCAUGAAACAAGCUUCUGCUUUGUGUGUAGUCACUUAGCUUCCGGAGGAAAAGAAGGAGAUGAGAGACAGAGAAAUGCAGAUGCCUCCCAAAUACUAUCACGCACAAGAUUUCCUUGUGACUCAUUUCAGCAUUUGCCAAGAAAAAUUCUACAGCACGAUAGGGUGAUUUGGCUAGGAGACCUGAAUUAUAGGAUUUAUUUACCUGAAGCCGUAACAAGAUCUUUAGUCAACGGCAGGCAGUGGAGCAUCUUAUUACAAAAGGAUCAGCUGAAGGCCGAGCUAAGAGAAGGCUGUAUUUUCAAAGGUUGGCAAGAGGAAGAAAUUGAGUUUGCACCAACAUACAAAUAUUAUCCAGAUUCUGAUGAUUAUUAUGGCUGCAAUCAGAACGAGAAAAGGGGAAAGAGUCGAGCCCCAGCUUGGUGUGACCGGAUUAUAUGGUUUGGCAAGGGACUGAAGCAAAGCCAGUAUAAUAGAGGUGAGUUUAGAUUGUCAGACCACAGACCAGUAUGGGCAACUUUCACGGCAGAGGUCAAGGUUCUAUCACCAUUAUAUUAGAGGACUUAGAAGGCCUUGCCAAACAGUUUUGAAAACUUUGUGAAGCAGUUAUAAAUUUCUAAUAAUGGCAAUAGUGACAGAUUAUCGUGUAUUCAAGAUAUCCCAUAACAUCAGCAACAUUCAAACAAAAACACCAAAAGAACACAAUAGUUGGGAAAAGGGAUAGUGAGAAAAGAAAUUAAGUGCCCAAAAUUUGGGUCCUAAAUAAUUAGGUCAAUACACCUACUAUAACAUUUUGUUUUAUAAGUUUCUCUAUUGUUGGGAACGUAAGGGGACAGCAAGGGGAUGAUGAACUUUCUGGCUGAUUCAUGUCAAGCUUUUCUCGAAAAUAAGGAAAAAGAAAAAAGGGAUUAUGGGAAGGUGAG
Messenger RNA from Nicotiana tabacum (common tobacco), 1505 nucleotides. RefSeq names its product type IV inositol polyphosphate 5-phosphatase 9-like. The record is from RefSeq and is a predicted model, not a curated record. NCBI's taxonomy places the organism in Eukaryota, Viridiplantae, Streptophyta, Magnoliopsida, Solanales, Solanaceae. Gene Ontology annotation, biological process: phosphatidylinositol dephosphorylation. Gene Ontology annotation, molecular function: phosphatidylinositol-4,5-bisphosphate 5-phosphatase activity; inositol-polyphosphate 5-phosphatase activity; phosphatidylinositol-3,4,5-trisphosphate 5-phosphatase activity.